Molecule: messenger RNA, 673 nt
Organism: Corticium candelabrum
Lineage: Eukaryota; Metazoa; Porifera; Homoscleromorpha; Homosclerophorida; Plakinidae
Exons: 1
Coding region: 8-673 (221 amino acids)
Source: RefSeq, a predicted model, not a curated record
UCAAAAAAUGCUGGCGAUAGAUGACACUGUUCAACAAUGUGUUGUCGGUGACCAAGCGACUUGCAGGGCAAUUCGUGCAGCUCGGCGUAGAAGGGUAGCAGAUAUUCCUUCAGCACGCCUCCUAUGGGCGAAAGAGAAUCCUGGUGAUUUCCACUUCGCAUGGGAGUGCCUAAAAGUCAUCUUCCUCAUAUUUUGGGAGUCACAUGAUUUUCCUGGCUCAUUGGCUCAUCUCAGCAAACUGAUCAACCGAAGUGGAGUCACCGCUGCUGCAAAAAAAUUUCAACAAUCCGAUGAGUUCCUCAAACAUGCAUUAGAAGCACAUCUGACUGCAUCCCUCAUCACCUUUCUCAAUAUAUCUGCUAACUCAGAUUUAAUUGUACAAGAUGCAACCAUUAUAACGAACGCAUGGCUAAACGAAACAGCAGAGAGAUUCGCCAAUGACGUGCUAGUUAUAGGAACAGAUGAAGAUGACCAUGAUGCAGACAACCUGUAUAAUUUCCAUCGUUCUUUUCUGCGCAUGGCCCUCCUUUAUGAAGAUUUGAGGGAAGCCAUCAAGUACGAAGAUGGCCCAAGAGUUAUCCAACAUUGGCGAAUGUGGUUACUGUACUUGCUCGCAACAAAGAGAAGCAACUACAGUGGAGUCUGCUUAACUCGAACCUUCAACGGACCAUGA